Pogonomyrmex barbatus (red harvester ant) is the source of this 538-nucleotide messenger RNA. Its product is annotated as fatty acid synthase-like. Lineage: Eukaryota; Metazoa; Arthropoda; Insecta; Hymenoptera; Formicidae. The record is from RefSeq and is a predicted model, not a curated record. Gene Ontology annotation, molecular function: oxidoreductase activity; fatty acid synthase activity; phosphopantetheine binding. Gene Ontology annotation, biological process: fatty acid biosynthetic process.
AGAGACGACAUUUAACAUUUGCAACUCGAAAGAUAUUGCUGUGAUAUAGCAAAUAUCAAAAUUAUCUAAGAAUAUAAUUGAAACCAUGAAUAAGAAGGGAACAUAUAAACCAUGUGCGGGUAUCGACUCGGGAGAUGAAAUCGUAAUUUCUGGCAUUGCUGGUAGAUUUCCAAAUUCAGACAACAUGAAUCAGUUACGAGAAAAUCUAUUCAAUAAAGUUGAUCUCGUUAAAGCGGAUCAUGGUCGUUGGAAAGCAGAACAUCCGGGCAUACCAAAGCGUAUGGGAACAAUCAACAAUCUGCAAAAAUUUGAUGCAGAUUUCUUUAGAUUCUCUUUCGAGCAAGCAUACGCAUGUGAUCCAAUGAUAAGAAUAUUAUUGGAGCAUUCUUAUGAAGCUAUUAUCGAUGCGGGAAUUAACCCAAACCAGUUACGAGGAAAAAAUACUGCAGUCAUCGUAGCGAUAUCUUUUGUUGAAACACAAGAGAAACUUCUAAGUACGGAUCUACAGAUAACGUACAAAUUUACGUUGGAUGCUUAA